GAACAUGGCUGGAUCUCCCGCCACGGAGGCCAACAUUUCCGACGCCAUUGAAACUCCGUUACUGGACGACGUCGUGGAUGGAAACGUCGACUAUAAAGGCCGCCCUGUCAAGCGGUCCAAAUCAGGUCGUUGGAAAUCGGCAUCUUUCAUCAUAUGUGUGGAGAUGGCAGAGAGGUUUGUUUAUUAUGGAAUAAGCGUGAAUUUGAUCAGUUACUUGACGGGGCCACUCGGCCAGUCCACAGCUACGGCGGCGGAGAACGUGAAUGCUUGGUCCGGCACGGCGCAGAUGUUGCCGCUCUUGGGUGCUUUUGUGGCCGACUCAUUUCUCGGUCGAUAUCGCACCAUUUUAAUCUCUUCCUUGCUCUAUAUCCUGGGGCUUGGCUUCUUGACUCUUUCAACAGUUUUUACCUCUGUCAAGUUAUCUGAGUGUCAAAAUGCAGCAAAAGUUACGACAUGUUCUCCUUCUGAGUUCCAAGUUAUCUUCUUCAUUUUUGCAUUGUAUCUAAUAGCAGUAGCCCAAGGAGGGCAUAAGCCUUGUGUACAAGCUUUUGGAGCUGACCAAUUUGAUGGACGAGAUCCCAAAGAGAGCAAAGCUAAAAGUUCGUUUUUCAACUGGUUGUUUUCUGCUAGCUGUGGGGCAAUCACUGUUGCAUUGGUGAUUUUGACCUAUAUUCAAGAUAACCUUAGUUGGGGCCUUGGAUUUGGAAUUCCCUGCUUCAUCAUGUGUUUCGCAUUAAUCCUGUUCUUGCUUGGGACUACUACCUACAGGUUUCAGGUGAACAGUGCUGAGAUGAGCCCCUUUGUGAGCAUUGGUCGUGUAUUUCUGAAAGCAGCUAGGAAUUGGAUAACCACCUCUUCAGCAUCAUCAAUGCAAGAAGAGUCUCAGGGCUUUCUGCCUUACCAAGGUUCUCAAGAAUUUCAGUUUCUGAACAAAGCACUGCUUGUACCUGAUGGUUCAGAGGAAGAGAGAAACCUUUGUAGCAUUGGUGAGGUUGAAGAGGCAAAGGCAAUUCUGAGGCUAUUUCCGAUUUGGGCCACAUGUUUGGUGUAUGGAAUUGUAUAUGCACAGUCAUCCACAUUGUUUACCAAGCAAGGAGUUACAAUGGACAGAUCUAUCGGUCCAAGCUUUGAAGUACCAGCUGCUUCACUAGAAUCUUUCAUCAGCGUUUCUAUUGUUGUGUUUAUCGCAAUCUAUGACCGUAUUUUGGUUCCUAUUGCAAGAUCUAUAACCACAAGACCUUCAGGUAUAACAUUGCUGCAACGGAUUGGAACUGGAAUAGUUCUCUCAUUUCUUUCUAUGGUUAUAGCUGCUCUAGUUGAGACAAAGCGCCUUCAAACUGCUCAGGAAUAUGGAUUGGAUGAUAAACCAAAGGCUACGAUUCCUAUGAGUGUGUUUUGGUUGACACCUCAAUAUUUAUUUCUGGGAGUUUCUGAAGUAUUUGCUAUAGUUGGUAUGCAAGAAUUUUUCUAUGAUCAAGUACCUAGUGGACUGAAAAGUACAGGUUUCGCUCUAUACCUCAGUAUCUUGGGCAUAGGAAGCUUUCUAAGCAGCAUUCUCAUUUCUGUACUUCAGAAAGCCACAAGCAGGCAUGGACAUGAGAGUUGGUUCUCUGACAACUUAAAUAAGGCACACCUUGAUUACUUUUACUUCCUGCUUGCUGGACUUAGUGCUAUUGCAUUAGCUGCUUUUGCAUAUUUUGCAAAAUCCUAUGUUUAUAAUCAAGCAAGUAAUACCUGAAGUUGCCCUAACCAUGUCUACCUUGCAAAAAGGUGUACAGAUAGCGGAUGACAGUACAGAUUGUAAGAUUUUUCUAAGACAGCACUGGCAAAUUGUGUUGCAGCUUGUGCUAAACUCAAGCUGUUUGUGCUGCUGCUGAUCAUGACAGCAAUAGAUGAGCCUGCAGCCCGUCACGACGAGCAAGGGACAAUUAGAAGCUUUUUCCUCCAGUAAAGAGAGCAAAGUGCAUACGGUGCAUACACUGCAUCCCCAACUUGUAUGAGGGUACAAUAUGCUUUGGUAAGUCGAGACUGGUCAUGGUGAAACCUGAACAGCGGCGUACUUCUAAAUAUGGUUUAGGGCAAACUUCAUCUUUCCCCUUGAGGGGAAUCUUUUUGCUUGAACUUGUAUAUAUCAUUGAAUUGUUUAUAUAAGAUUCCAUUUUUCUUUUUGUC
Molecule: messenger RNA, 2172 nt
Organism: Coffea eugenioides
Lineage: Eukaryota; Viridiplantae; Streptophyta; Magnoliopsida; Gentianales; Rubiaceae
Product: protein NRT1/ PTR FAMILY 5.10-like
Exons: 4
Coding region: 5-1738 (577 amino acids)
Biological process (GO): transmembrane transport; dipeptide transport
Cellular component (GO): membrane
Molecular function (GO): tripeptide transmembrane transporter activity; dipeptide transmembrane transporter activity
Source: RefSeq, a predicted model, not a curated record